UUUUGCAGAAAUAUCCACACAAUUCCCAACUGCAAAGAAAAAACACAGAAAACUGUUAGAAAAUGGACUACAUUGAAGACUGGGUCGACAGAGCAAUGUCCUGCUUUUACAGAGAUCGUGACAAAGACGAUCCCGGAAAGCAGCAUGUGCAUGAUGACGUCAUUUUUGCUCCAGCCCCAUUGGAUCCUGCAAAAAUUGAUAAAGAUUUUGAGUGCCUUGUUAAAGAGCUCGGUUUGAACGAGGAAAAGCAGCAAGAAAUGCACAAUUACUCGAUGGAAAAGAAAAUGUCACUACUGGUUUCACAACAUUGUCUUCAAACAGAAGACGCGUCACACUUCAUUGGGUUCCUCAAAAAUUUGCAACAAUCAUUCGUGAUCGACUCGAACACCAUCAGACAACUUCAGGAACUGGUGAUUUCGCUGAGGACACAGAAUUAUAGCUACCUCGAGAGUUUCAUCUCCUCCUCCGGGCUCAAAUUGCUCACGGAGCUUCUAAAUCAGUGCCACCAGCAGUAUACUUUGGAGCAGCCAGCACUGUUCUUCCUCUACGCCCUUCGUGCUUUAUUAAAUUCACCGAACGGCCGAGUGGCAGUACUAAACGAUGAGCAGCACGUUCUGGUGAGCAUCGCGAGAGCCGUCGAUUUUCGAGAUUUCAAGUGCAAGAUAGUCGCGAUCGAAAUCCUAUCCGGAUUGUGCUUUAUUCCAGACGAAGGACACAUACAAGUGCUGAGAGCAAUCACAGAAGUGAGCACAUUGCUCGGCGAACGAACUCGAUUCCAGACGUUGGUGUCAGAUUUACACAGAACAUACUCCACAGAUCGCGACACGGAUCGUGUCAGAACAGCCAUCUUCGGACUGAUCAAUGCAUUGCUAAGAACUGGCGCAGCUGAAAACUGUGCCAUCUACCGCCAACACCUGCGCUCAGAGCUCCUAAUGCUCGGAAUGUCCACCACCUUGGAGCAAUGCCGUGAGGGAGCCUCUCAACGCCUCGAGGAUCACAUCGAUCUAUUCGAGAUGAUGCGAAAAGAAGAUGAAAUCUCAUUGGCUGGAAGUUGCACAAGCAGUGAUAUUUCAAUGUCUUCCGAGACAUCUUCCCCCAUUGAUUUUGAGUCAGUCGUAGGAAUGGCGGAGGCUCUUCACAUAAAGUUGAACCACAGCCAAGCGCUUCCCCACUUCCAUUCUCUACUUCAACACCUCUUCAUGGUACCAUCAGACGAUCAGCAUGUACCAUUAUGGAGGUUAUUUGACCUGAUCCUUCAACAUCUUACAUUGCAAACUACUGUGAAUGGGAUGACGGAUGUCAAUUCCCCAUUGCAGAAUCAUGUGGAUAUGUCGGAAAUAUUGGCACGUCUUCAGAAUCAUUGCGACUAUGAGCGGAUUGCAAAAGAGCUGGAGAAAGCCAAGGAGGACAUGGAUCUGGAGAGAACACGGAUCAUGGAACUGGAAAAUCGUCUGGCUGAUUUCAGCGAUGGCAGGGCUGGAAGUCGAAUCAGUCUAGCCUCCACUUCCGCCUCAUCCAGCCCAUCAGACCCAUGCCCCUCUCCUCCACUCCUGCCACCUGUCUGUCCUCCAGCCCCACCACCACCUCCUCCACCAAUCGGAGGACUAACUUCCCCGCCGAAAGACGCCCUGAAAAAUGUGCCCGAACCGCCUGGAAACAUGAAAACUCUAAAUUGGCAGAGAUUGACGCUGGAUAAAACGAGGGGAACUGUUUGGGAUGGAAUUGAUGAUGAGAAGAUCUAUAAGCAAUUGGAUUUGACAGAGUUAUCUGGAUGCUUUGCGGCGAGCUCUUCGCAUAAGGAUGAGGACACGGAUACGCUGUAUGGGACGAUAAAUAGAAGACCACAACAGGCAAAUAUCACCGUAAUUGACCCGAGACGCUAUCAAAACUGCACAAUAAUGCUCUCCAAGCUGAAGCUCUCGCACAAAGAAAUCAAGCAAGCGAUGAUGUCAAUGGAUGAGAAAUGCAAAUUACCCAAGGAUAUGAUAGAGCAAAUGCUCAAGUUUAUGCCAACCAAAGAAGAGCUUACCCAGAUCAACGAAAGCGUUCAGAAACACGGAAGCCCUACAGUACUUGCACUUGCCGACAGGUAUAUGUACGAGAUCUCGAGUAUUCCAAGAUUCGAGCAACGUCUCCGAUGUCUGAACAUCAUCAGAAGUUUCCAUGACAGAGUUGAAGCACUUGUUCCGUUUAUUCAAGUCGUGCUGAAAGCCACGUCGUCAUGUCAGCAGAACAAGAGAUUCCGCCAGAUAUUGACGAUCAUCUUGGCUAUCGGAAAUUAUUUGAAUUUCGGAAAACGAAAUGGAAAUGCUUAUGGAUUUGAGAUGGCGUCGAUAAAUAAACUGGCAGAUGUCAAAAAUGCACUGCGAAAUGAUAGAAAUCUCCUUCACUUUUUGGUGAAUUUCAUUGAAAAGAAGUACCCAGACCUCACAAAAUUCAAGAAGGACUUCGCCACCGUAACAGAGGCCGCCCGGUUUAGCCAGUCUGAAACUGCAGCUGAAAUUCGGAAUCUUGAAGAGGCGCUGCUCAUUGUGAGGAAAGAGCUGAACCUGUUAGAGUCCACCACAAAAGUUGAGCUCCCCGAGCACAUUCCGCCGGAGAACGAUCGAUUCGCGCUGGUGGCGAAAGCUUUCAUCGAGAAGGCUACUGCAGAGUAUCACAACUUGGAUAAAAUGUUCAGGGAGAUGAAGAAUAAGUUCUCCGAUUGCGCCAAAUACUUUUGCUAUUCCCCGUCCGGAGGUGUCCCAGUACCGGAAGAAUUUUUCUCGGUUAUCAACAAAUUCUUGAACACUUUCAACGAGUAUCAUCAGCAGUUGUGGGCUGAAGUUGAGGAAGAGGAGAAAAUUAAGCGGCAGACAAUUGCCAGGUCGUUUUUGGCCAAGAAAUCCACAACACGCCGUAAGGAAAACCACAAAGAACGAGAUUUCGAGCAACUGAUAAGUGCUCUCCAAUCCGGUGAUAUCUUCAAAGAAGAGCUCUCCCGACUAAGAACCUCAUUCCGGCCGAAAAAAACCGUCAAACCAUGAUUUAUAUCUGUAAUAUUUUGAAAACUGCUCCGUUCCAGUACACCCCAAAAUUCUAUCCCGUUGCCCUGAAAGCUUUUCCAUCAACCCUCAAAUCCCGUCAAUUGUUUCCCUAGCUCCUUGCCGAUCUCUAUGCAUUUCGACACAAAAAAUCGAUAAUUCUGAAAUAGUAUUUGUAUGUGUUUGUUCUUUGUAAUCAUUGCUCCUGUACCCCACUAUCGUCCCACUCUUUUGCCCAUAUCUGGUUAAAGGUGGACUACACCCUGUGGGGAAAUUGCUUUAAAACAUGCCUAUGGGGUCAUAAUGACCGAAUAUCAUGAUAAAAAAAUUUAGAAAAAUUUCCCUGAUUUUAUAUGAUUUUUUGAAAAUUGAAAAAAUCUCAGUUUUCCCCUAAUUCCUAUUUGAAUUUCCGCCAAUUGAACUCGUUCGUUGGAGCGCGCUUGCAUUAUUUUUGUUAAUUAUUUUUAUUUAUUUCCAUUAUUUCACCCAUUUUCUUCAUUUUUUGGAGGUUUUAAUCAGAAAAUGAAAGAAAUAAACAAGAAAACUGCAAAAUGUUUAUUAAAAAGUAACUGGAAACGCGUAAAACUCAGAAAUUAUGCGAUCCAACGACGACGAGCCUGAAAUUAGUAUUAUUCAGAGUUUUAGGCAUUUUCAGUUCUUUUUAAUAAACAUUUUGCAUUUUUCUUGUUUAUUUCUUUCAUUUUCUGAUUAAAAACCUCCAAAAAAUGAAGAAAAUCGGUGAAAUAAUGAAAAUAAAUAAAAAUAAUUAACAAAAAUAAUGCAAGCGCGCUCCAACGAACGAGUUCAAUUGGCGGAAAUUCAAAUAGGAAUUAGGGGAAAACUGAGAUUUUUUCAAUUUUCAAAAAAUCAUAUAAAAUCAGGGAAAUUUUUUUCAAUUUUUUUAUCAUGAUAUUCGGUCAUUGUGACCCCAUAGGCAUGUUUUAAAGCAAUUUCCCCACAGGGUGUAGUCCCCCUUUAAAUUAUGACAUAUUCUAUAUCGAUGUAUGAUGUUUCGAGAAAUAUAAUUAAAUUUUUUUUGUAUAUAUGUAACUGUGAUAAAUGAAUUUGAAGUUUUUU
Messenger RNA from Caenorhabditis elegans, 4100 nucleotides. RefSeq names its product FH2 domain-containing protein (gene daam-1). Gene Ontology annotation, molecular function: small GTPase binding; actin binding. Lineage: Eukaryota; Metazoa; Nematoda; Chromadorea; Rhabditida; Rhabditidae. The transcript has 12 exons. The coding region runs from base 63 to 3026 and encodes 987 amino acids. Gene Ontology annotation, biological process: actin cytoskeleton organization. Gene Ontology annotation, cellular component: cytoskeleton. The record is from RefSeq and is marked reviewed.